Molecule: messenger RNA, 4949 nt
Organism: Amphiprion ocellaris (clown anemonefish)
Lineage: Eukaryota; Metazoa; Chordata; Actinopteri; Pomacentridae
Gene: usp8
Product: ubiquitin specific peptidase 8
Exons: 19
Coding region: 224-3505 (1093 amino acids)
Biological process (GO): protein K63-linked deubiquitination; Ras protein signal transduction; protein K48-linked deubiquitination
Cellular component (GO): extrinsic component of plasma membrane; postsynaptic density; dendritic spine
Molecular function (GO): cysteine-type deubiquitinase activity
Source: RefSeq, a predicted model, not a curated record
AAGGCAGUAAACGCAACAUCCAGGAUGACAGCUGCAGCAAAACAGAAAGACGAAGAAGAAGGAGGGGGCGGAAGAAGAGGAAGCGGAACAAGAAAUCAGGAAUCAGCUGUCAAAAAAGUAGCUGAAGUGGAAGCAACGGAUUAGAAAGAGAGAUGUUCAGUGCUUGUUUACAGCACUGACUGGUUGCCUGCCUGAGAGCUCUGAUUGAAAAACAUCUGCCAAGAUGCCUGCAGUAUCCACCGGGGUCAAAGAGCUGUAUUUGUCCACAUCUCUGGGCGAACUCAACAAAAAGGCUGAAAUUAAGCCGGACAAGACAAGCACCAGAAGCUAUGUUCAGAGUGCCUGCAAAAUCUUCAAGGCGGCAGAGGAGUGUCGUCUGGACAGAGAUGAGGAGAAGGCUUAUGUGCUGUACAUGAAGUAUUUAACAGUAUAUGACAUCAUCAAGAAACGGCCCGACUUCAAGCAGCAGCCGGAGUAUUACAUGACCAUGCUUGGGCCAAACAGCUUUAAGAAAGCCAUUGAGGAAGCCGAGAAGUUGUCUGAAAGCCUUAAGCUCAGGUAUGAGGAAGUUGAGGUUCGGAAAAAACUUGAGGAGAAGGAGAGACAAGAGGAGAAGAAGAGGAAGGAGGAAAUGACAGAGAAAGAUGGUGGUCGGGGCUCUCCAAAAGCAUCCUCUGCCAACAAGAAGGACAGCAAAAAGGUGAAAGGAGAGCAGAAUGAACUGAAGAAUGUAAUUUCAAAAGCUGCGCUGCCUGCUGGUGGGAUCACAGCUGAGAAACUUUUCCACAUGAUGAAGGACCAGACAAUCACCAUAAUUGUCAUGGAUGCCCGCAGCCACAGCGACUAUGAAGAGUCUCACAUUCAGGUUCCAGCCCAGAACUGUGUCAGCGUGCCUGAGGAGGCCAUUAGCCCCGGAAUCACUGUGAAUCAGAUCGAGGCAAAACUGCCAGAAAUGUCCAAAGAGCAUUGGAGACGGCGGGGACUUGUGGAUUAUAUCAUCCUGCUGGACUGGUUCAGUUCUGUCGCUGACCUUAAAUUGGGCACCAUCUUGCAGAGCCUCAAAGAUGCCCUCUUUAAGUGGGACAGCAUCACCAUCCUGCGUAGUGAGCCUCUGGUGCUGGAGGGGGGUUAUGAGAACUGGCUGUUGUUUUACCCCAUGUACACGACCAACGCUAAAGUUCGACCCCCUAGACAGACUAUUAUUAACACUCUCCCUCAGUUGAACUUUAGUUAUCCAUCCCUUGAGGAACCAAAGCCUCUGACUCCACCUCCACCAGAGCCUGAGGUUGCACCUGAGCCUCAGGAACCAUCAGCUCCUGCACUGGUGAACGGUGUCGCACCAGCAGAACCUCCCACAUCCAAAACUUCCAUGGUUGCUGACAGGUUGCCAGACACUGUUGAUUCCCCCGUCACAGGCGCCACAAGUUCUGGGCUAGACCCUGGUAAGAAGGGCCCUGUGACGGGGGCGUCCAGCCAGUCACCUGCAACAGCCAAGGCCUUCCCACAGUUUGACCGCACCAAAAAACCUGCCGGCGGGGCGUCGGAUGAAUCUAAACCCAGCCAGAACGGGUCGGCGAAGGACCCCGCCCCGAAUGGCCCAGUUAUCCCCGACCGCUCAGCCAAACCAUCCUUCACCCCCAACACUGGUCUGUCUAAAGAAGAACAAAGUCAGAUACACUCUGAAGCAGUGGCACUGAUGGAGAAGGCAAGACAAGAGCAGGAAAAACGCAACCAGGAGCGUCGUUUAGAGGACGAGAGACGAGAGAAGGAGCAGAGAGACAAGGAGUUGAAAGAGAGGCUGGAAAGGGAGGAAAGUGAAAAGAGGAAGAAAGAAGAGGAGGAGAAAAGACAUCAGGAUAAAAAGAGACUGGAGAGACAGAAGGCAGAAGAAGAGGAGGAGGACAAAGAGAACAAAGUGCGGAACGAGAAGGAGAGGAGGGGAAAGGAGCAGAACUCGGACACACCCUCCAAGAGUAUGUCUCUGGAUUCACCUGCACCCAACCACAUUGUUAGUGAAAUAAAGAGGGAGCCCCUGACCAGAGCAAGGAGUGAGGAGAUGGGCAGGAGUGUGCCAGGCCUUCCAGAUGGUUGGAUGAAGUUCCUGGACACAGUGACAGGGACCUACCGAUACUACCAUUCCCCAACCAAUCGCGUUCACCUGUACCCCCCUGAGGUCACCGUUCCCCAGACACCGCCCUCCACGCCGCCGACAGUCAAACAGAAACCCCCACAACCAGCUGAGCCGGACACCAGCCGUGAACGAGAGCGGGAACAGUCAAAACUGAAACGCUCCUACUCCUCGCCGGACAUCAGCCAGGAGCUGAGAGAGGAGGCUCAGAAGAAGGCCGCCGCCCCGACCACCGCUGCCGUCAUACCUACCAUCAACAGAGAAACCAAGCCUGCCAUCACUAAAGUCUACUCUAAAGUGGAGAUUGUUCGGCCUUCGGCAGCCAAAAUUCGCAACCUGAAUCCUACAUUCGGGGGUCUGGGUGCAUCGCUGACUGGCCUUCGUAACCUGGGCAACACGUGCUAUAUGAACUCUAUCUUACAGUGUCUCUGCAACACCCCUGCCAUGGCUGAUUACUUCAACAACAACUACUACUUGGAGGAUAUCAACAGAUACAACAUUCUUGGCCAUAAGGGCGAGGUGGCCGAGGAGUUUGGUGUGAUCAUGAAGGCGCUGUGGGCCGGACUGUACAAGUUCAUCAGUCCACGAGACUUCAAGAUCACCAUAGGAAAGAUCAAUGAGCAGUUCUCUGGCUACGAUCAGCAGGACUCCCAGGAGCUGCUGCUGUUCCUCAUGGAUGGACUCCACGAGGACCUCAACAAGGUAGCGGACAACAGGAAGCGGUACAAGGAGGAGGAAAACGACCAUCUGGACGAUCAGACGGCGGCCGACGUGGCCUGGAGCAAACACAAGCUGCUGAACGAGUCCAUCAUUGUAGCGCUGUUCCAGGGGCAGUUCAAGUCCACUGUGCAGUGUCUGACCUGCCAUCGCAAGUCACGGACAUUUGAGACCUUUAUGUACCUGUCGCUGCCUCUGGCCUCCACCAGCAAGUGCUCCCUGCAGGAUUGUCUGAGACUAUUCUCCAAAGAAGAGAAGCUGACCGACAACAACAAAGUGUUCUGCAGACACUGCAAAGCCCACAGAGAUUCCACCAAGAAACUGGAGAUCUGGAAGGUCCCACCUAUUCUCCUGGUGCACUUAAAACGGUUCUCCUAUGAGGGUAGAUGGAAACAAAAGCUGCAGACAUCUGUUGACUUCCCUCUAGAUAGCCUGGACCUGGCUCAGUACGUUAUCGGACCCAAACAGACCCUGAAGAGAUACAGCCUUUAUGGAGUUUCUAACCACUACGGGGGUUUGGAUGGCGGCCACUACACAGCCUACUGUAAGAACGUCCUCAAGCAGCGCUGGUACAAGUUCGACGACCACGAGGUGUCUGACAUCUCCACCUCCUCCGUCAAGUCCUCCGCAGCCUACAUCCUGUUCUACUCCACCCUGUGAUGCUGCUGUGGGGCAUGAAAGGAGAACACUUCACCAGGGCGGCACUGCUCAAGCCUAGAGGUCGCUUUUUUUCAUUUCUAAAAUCACAGCUCUGAGGACCUGGUGCACGUAGCUGCGGGUUAACUGGUCGUGAAUGUGCACGAGAGGACGCACUCGAGCGAGUGGCUGCGAGAUCUUGUCUGUCCCAGAUCGAUGAAGGGUGCAGGCUCACUGUGCAAUGCUUCAGCUACUAGAGGACCCUAUAGCUGUUAAAACAUGCCGUCUGUUCACAUUACUGAUGAUCUAGAGACUAAACAGAUGCUCCUUUUAAUCUGACUUCGAUCCCAUGGUUGUGUUGUAGGGCUGACAGCUGGUUCAGAUGCUAUUCACUCUCAUUUCCGUCGCACUCUGUGUGGAUGGCAGUAUGGCAGAACUGAUUUUCAGCUUUCUUGUACCGUGCACAAACAGGAUUAACAGUUAGAUGGCAUGUACAUACUUACCAAUGCUGAUGUUGCACAUUCGAAAAUGUAAAUACUUGAGGGCAAGGUGUUUAUCUGUUAAGUGACCAAAUUAUUAUUUUUUUUCUUGAAAGUAGCAGCCAUCAUAAUAUCACCAUAUUCAUAAAGACAGACCAUGUGUUGUAGGGGUUAGCCUUCUGAUGUUUAACAUGAUUAGGGCGACAGAAGAGACGGAGUGAUUUUUGCAUUCCUCCUGAGCAGAGGAGGUCAUUUAGAUUGUUGCUUGUUCAUAUUAGCCACAUUCUUGCACUUAUACAAUAUGCAAUCAGUUUAAGUUCUUUAUGUAGGACACAUUAUUUAACGGCAGACAUUAAUACUCAACUCCAAAUGCUUUAAAACGAUGCUGAUGCUGAGAUCUUGUCCGUCUUGCUCGGUCCAGCCGGUGACAGAACACCCUACCUGCUUCCAUAAAGUUUAUUCUCUGUUAAACAUACUUAACUCUUGACAUUAUUAUAAUCAAACACUAUUUAGAGGAAAAUUUACAGGGAUAGGUUGACAUCCUCCUUGGCUUAUACCACCACUGAUGCUGUUUUUGUUUGCAAGGAGGCUGGAUUUUUGGUUUAUCUAAUUAAUUUUUGUGUUCAGUACUGAGCCAGAGAAUAUGAAGACGUGAGAAAUUGACCUUAUUCACUUACAUGAGUGCAUUCGUGACAGAAUUUGCUGCCUGAUUUGACUGACCAAGAGACUGACAAGAGCAAGCACAAAGUAAAACUGAUCUUUUUUUCCUUUUGUUUUUCUGAAUGGACCAGAGAUGUGAAAUGGCAGGAUGUGACUCUCUACUUCCUGAGUACAGUUUUAUCGCCUAGCAUGAGAUCAUAAUCUGUUUUCUUUUCACUUGUACAUGUUGAUUUUAUUUCUUAACGUUCUAAAAGACUUUGUUUCAGAUAUAACGAUUAUAUUAACUUCAAACAACUCAUAUGACUAUUUAUUAAAACUGCUUCAAGUUA